GUCGCAACAACGACGAUGGUGACUACACAACAACGACAACGACUGAUGCUGCUGCUGCUGCUUUGCCUCUCCGGCAGCAUUGCGGCAGCCCAGCAACUGUUUAUCGCGCGUCCUCAACGCUCCAUCUACGGUGCACCUCCGUUAGGUCCAUCGGGACCGCCACCAUCUUUAGGCUGGAACAGCGUGGGCAGCUUUAAUCCGUUGAGUUUCGGCCACAUGACCAAGGAUGAGCUGUUGACGCUCCUCGAAGCCUGGCAAGAGGUGGAAGAGGAGAGUGCCCCGCCCCCAACGCCAGCGCCCGAGCCCGUGGAGAAACCAGCUCCUCCACCACCGCCCAAGCGUCCGAUUCGUCCGCCUCCACGUCCGCGUCCGACGGCGCCGCCAGCAGCAGCCGGAGCUGGAGCAGCAGCUGGAGGAGGAGGAGGAGGAGGAGGGGGAGAUGGACCGGCAGUCCCGCCACCUGGCACGCCGGUGCAAGUGCGUCUGCCCGCCUUUGUGCCCAUACAACUAUCCGCCAUGUACACGCCGCCGCUGGCCGUGAUUGGAGGAGGAGGAGGCGGAGGAGGAGCUGCUGCUGCUGCAGCGGCGGCGGCUGCUGGAGGAGGAAAUGGAGGAGCAGCUGCCGCUGCUGCUGCUGCAGCUGCUGGCGGUGGAGGAGGAGGAGGAGGAGCAGGAGUUGGUGGAGCCCAAACUUUCGACAGCGAUUUUCCCGACAUCGACGAUGAGGAUGCAGCGCAGCCGCGUCUCUUCCGCUACAUGCAACUGCCCAUGACGUUGGCACGUCCACAAUCUCAACCGCAACCGCAUCCACGCGGCGCAGCUCCCCCGCCACCGACGCAUGUGAUGCGCAACACGCUGGAGAGCGUGGACGCUGGCAUUGCGCCGCUCUCGAAUUUCGUCAAUGUCAAAUCGAAGACGGCGAACUUUAGGCCGCCAAUGAGUCUGCCCAUUAAGCCGCCGACGCCAUCGGCACUUCAGGGACCAGUCAUAAGACCCAGAUUUCUGAUGCCACCAUCGCUGCCGUAUUUGGCCAAUGCCCCCGGACCGCUGGAGCUGGUGCCAUCCUCGCAGAUCAUUGGCGAUUGGCGCGAGUAAAUUCCAAAGGCCAUCAUCCACCUUUAAUUUUUGUUUUAUAUAUACACUUUUUUUUGUUUAAUUAAUAAGCACAAACAUAUUAAUUUAUAAGCACAGCGGAAAACAUUUCAAAUAUGUGCAAUAUUUUCAAAUAUUGUCAGUAUUAUUUAAGCAAACAGCGAACCGACUUUUACAUUCACAUUCAAAUUUACGCGGAUAUUCGUGCAGCUUAACGAAGUAGUUAAGCGCCGGCAACUUAACGAAUGCCAAGUAAUAUACAAAAAUGCCUAUUCAUAUGUUCAUUCGACUGUAAAUAACAACAUUAAUUUAAAUAUAUAUAUAUAAACAUUA
Molecule: messenger RNA, 1425 nt
Organism: Drosophila sulfurigaster albostrigata
Lineage: Eukaryota; Metazoa; Arthropoda; Insecta; Diptera; Drosophilidae
Exons: 2
Coding region: 16-1095 (359 amino acids)
Source: RefSeq, a predicted model, not a curated record